CGCGGCUUCGUGCGCGCAUGGACGGACGACGCCGAUAUGCAUGUCACAUCGCCGACGUAUCUGCUCCUCAACACCUACGACGACGCGACCAUGGCGCGAUCGCUGUAUCACAUGGACCUCUAUCGUCUCGACAGCGUCUCUGCUGUCGACGCCAAGGCCAUGGGCCUCGAGGACGCGUUUGCGUCGAGCGUCAACUUGAUCGAGUGGCCCGACCGGCUCACAUCGGACCUUGUGCCUGCAGACCGCCUCGAGGUCCACAUCGCGUACACCGAUACAGAAGACGAACGAGCCGUGGAGCUCAAAGCCUUUGGUCCAUCGUGGGAAAGCGCGCUUCGCUGGUUCGAGUCGACGCAGGCUCAGUGA
Saprolegnia parasitica CBS 223.65 is the source of this 363-nucleotide messenger RNA. RefSeq lists its product as hypothetical. The record is from RefSeq and is a predicted model, not a curated record. Lineage: Eukaryota; Oomycota; Saprolegniomycetes; Saprolegniales; Saprolegniaceae. Bases 37 to 363 code for a protein of 108 amino acids. The transcript has 2 exons. Gene Ontology annotation, biological process: tRNA threonylcarbamoyladenosine modification.